AUGGCGUACCCUUUUUCUUAUAUUCUUGGUCGCUAUGCCUUGCAAUCCCAUGCCACCAAUGAUGAGCCUUCCCACGAUGAUCCUGACUUGAUUCGCGAGAAUUUCAUAGUCCUUAUGUGGAUAUAUGUCGCUAUCUCCAAAGAGCUCCUCGAUCUUGUGCUUAAACAAUCCGUCACGGCUUAUGGUGUUUGGCUCCACCUCCAGUCUAUUUUCUUCGGCAAUAAACCCAAUCGCGUCAUCCACCUUGAAGCCGAACACUACGGUCUUCGCCAAGGCGAUCUAUCUGUUGCUGCAUACUGCCAUAAGCUUCAGUCACUUGCCACCACCCUCGCAGACUGUGACCAACCUAUGUUUGAUCGUGCUCUUGUCCAUCAACUUAUUCGAUGGCUCAAUUCGAAAUUUCAAGUUCUUCUACAGAUGUUGCCUACAUUGCCUACCUUCCCCACCUUCCAGCAGACGCGUGACCACCUCAUAAUCGAAGAUCUAUCCCAGGCCCGAUCCUCUCCUACAACCACUUAUUCCGCUCUAGUUGCUAAUUGUGGCAAUCAGGGUUCGUUUGAGUCUUCUACUCCGUGCCUAGACCGGUUAGGUUCGUCAUCUGAUCUUGGCCAUGGUGGCUGCGGAUUUUGGGGCCAUGGUCGCGGAGUCCGCAACAACGCUAAUGGGCCAUCUUCUACUGGUGGUCGUGGCCAGCAGCCACCUCAGUUGCCCUACUUCUUCAACGGCUACACGUUAUGGGGUCCUCCACCCAGCGCGUAUUGGAGAGCACCCUGGACAGGAUCUACUGGGCUUGGUCUUCUCGGGGCUCAUCCUCCAGUACAGGCCCCAGCUCAAGCGUUCAACGCCUAUCAGUCCCAACCUAUGCCUCCACUAGAUGCGGCGCCGUCUUGGGAUGCCAUCGGGCUAGUUCGGGCAUUGCAGGCUGCAUCUUUCGGCCAGCCAUCACAUGUCGGGGAGUGGUUCAUGAACACGGGUGCCAGCUCGCAUAUUCCAAGCGAUUCUGUCCGCAAGUUUACAGCUGAUAAUUCUUGCACCAUUGAAUUUGACAAGUAUGGUUUCUCUGUGAAGGAUCUAGUCACGAAGCAGGUCCUUCUGAGGUGCAAUAGUGAGCAUGGCCUUUAUCCACUACUACCCGGCGCCAAGCAUUCUCCUCCGGUGGUAUUUACAGCUCUCUCCACUUCUGUAGAUCUAUAG
This is a messenger RNA of Phragmites australis (common reed), 1194 nucleotides long. RefSeq lists its product as uncharacterized. The coding region runs from base 1 to 1194 and encodes 397 amino acids. Lineage: Eukaryota; Viridiplantae; Streptophyta; Magnoliopsida; Poales; Poaceae. The record is from RefSeq and is a predicted model, not a curated record. The transcript has 2 exons.